AUUCAAAAAAAAAGUACUGUAAAAUCACAAGCUCUGUUGCACAAAGUACUGCAAUUUUUUCAUUAUUCUUAAACUAAAUAAUUAGAUAUGAAUACUAGAGAAAAAAGAAAUGGAAAGAAAAAAGAUACUGUUGCCCAACCAUUGAAAGAUGUUGCUAAAGUAAAAAAGUCAUAUGCUUCCAAAGAAUUGACAGCGGCAGCAAUAGUAGAACAAGAAACUUAUCCUAGGAUCGAGCUCGAAGAAGAAGUUGAGAAUAAUCUUGUAAAACUAUUAAAAACAAAUUUAGAAAAUAGAUUAAAAAGUACUGUAAUAUCAAAUCGGUUGACAGCCAAAAAGUUAACAGAUGUAUAUAACGCAUUAUUUGACUAUGGCUUCAAACAAGAACAAAUAGAAAUUGCCAUGGAUCAUGUUCUACCUCAAGGGGGAGAUUUAAUAGAUGCUUUAGAUUGGCUAUGUUUAAAUCUCAAGAGUGAUCAAUUGCCGAAAGGAUUCUGUCACAUUAAAAAAACUGAUACUAAACCUCGUGAAAAAUUCCAAGAAAAUUUAACAAACAAAAGAAUAGAAACUAAAAGUGUUAAAGCUCCACCUAAAAAAGAUAUAGAAUCGGAUAAGGCAAAUAUGAAAGAUUGGAUAUUAAGAUAUGCAGAGGAUACUGAUUCAAGCGAUGAUGAAUCAAAUGCUAAGAAAUCUGUUGAAGAAAACCCCAAUGAAAAAUACGCAAGAAUUGAUUAUCUUAUUGCCGAAACAAAGCAAAAAGCUCAAUUGGCAAAAGCCGAAAGGAAUAAGAAGGCUAGUAAAGAAUUGAGUACGAAAAUUAAUCAAUUAAUGCAAGAACUGAGAACAAUUGAGAAGCAUCCUCAAUUUAAUCUUUCAAGCGUUCAAAAAUACGAACCACCUCCAGAAGGUAAAGUUCCAGACUUAACAAGUGAUUUGGUCCACAAGAAGAGUUCCAUUGAUGAUGAUGACAAUGAUGACGAAUGCGAUGUAGGUCUCCUUGGUUUCGACAGUUUAGAAUGUUCUAAUCCAGAGAAGAUUGAAAAGCCUAAAUUCCAAAAGAGAUCUUUCUCCUAUACAAGACAACAGUGGACUGGAAAAUCUCCAAAACAAUUUUUAAUCGAUUGGCUACGUAAAAAUCUAAAGAAUAGUCCACCACCUAGAUUUAAACCUAUACAAGUAUCCGGAUCAUUAUGGAGAAGCAGGUGUAUAGUUAAUCGAAAGGAUGGUGAUGUUGAAGUAAUACCAGAUAUUGUUUGCGAAAAUGUCAAAGAGGCUGAACAUUUAGCUAGUACACUUGCGCUAUUUCAGCUAUGCGGCGGCCAGAGAAUUCAUCAAUUAUUACCACCUCCUUAUAGAGAUAUUUGGUUGGAAUGGAAAAAAGCAGAAGAGGAUAUUGUACAAAGUGGUAAAGAGCAAAUAAGUAAACCCAGAGACGCUUUUGUUUCUCAAUUAGUCAAGAAACUAUCAAAGAUCAAAGUAUCCCUAUCCGAUGUCUCUAAUAACGAACAAGAUAACGUUUGUAACGAUUGGGAAGAUAUACCUGUAUCACCCGUUACAACAUCUAAACUAAACCUAAAAGAUCCCACUAUAAAGGCGCGCUGUCGCGAUAUUCUUUUAGCUGCUUCAAAACAACAAGAAUACGAGAAAUUGCUAAAAACGCGAGAACAAUUACCAGUUUAUAAAUACAGAGAUGAAGUUAUCAGCGCAAUAAACAAAUAUGAUGUUACAAUUAUUUGUGGUGAAACUGGCAGUGGAAAAUCUACUCAAAUACCUCAUUUUCUCUUACAAGAUUUACUAGUGGAUAAAGAUUUCUUGGAUUGUAAUUUAAUUUGUACUCAACCUAGGAGAAUAUCUACCGUAUCUUUAGCUUCUCGAACUGCUCUUGAGAUGAAUACUAAUAAACCAGGCAGUAGAGAUAGUUUAAUAGGAUAUCAAAUUAGAUUUGAAGCAAAGACUUCACCAACGAUGAAGUUGCUAUAUUGCACAACGGGAGUGCUUUUACGAAAGAUUCAAAAUAAUGUUCUACUGAAUGGUACAAGUCAUGUAAUUAUUGAUGAAGUUCACGAACGUUCAGUUGACUCGGAUUUCUUAUUGGUUACCCUAAAGAAUUUGGUAAAAGAGAGGAAAAGGUUAAGAAAACCGUUAAAAGUAAUUUUAAUGAGCGCUACUCUCGAUGCUCAAAAAUUUAUUGAUUACUUCGAGUCGUCGGAUGAUGAUGUUAGGCAAAUAUUAGAUGUAAAACUGGUAUCACUACCAGGAAGGACGUUUCCAGUUCAAAAUUUUUUUCUCGAGGAUAUCGUCGAGCAAACUGGUUUUUGUCCUGAAGAAGCUGAAGUUAACGAUAACUCAAAUUAUGUAACGGAAAAUCUUUCAAUAUCAGCUAAAGGAGGUAAAUCUUUUAAGGAACAAGUCUCUUAUUCCACUCAGGAGGUAGAGCACAACGACUUAGAACUGGAUACAACAAAAUAUAGUGCCCAAACAAUUCAAACAGUAAAUCGGUUAAACGGCAUAUUAAAACUCAAUUUAGAUAUUAUUUUGGAAACAAUAAAAUUAAUAGAAAGGAAAGAAGAAUUUAAUCAAGUUCAAGGUGGAAUAUUAGUAUUUUUACCCGGUUUAGCUCAUAUACAAGAAUUAUAUGAUAUGAUCCUUUAUGACGCAGAACUGUCAAAGCGCAAGCACAAAGUUCUGCCGCUGCACUCAACUUUAUCAAACGAUAGCCAGGAGGAAAUAUUUAAAUAUCCUCCUAAAGGUCAUAGGAAAAUCGUUUUGGCAACAAAUAUUGCCGAAACUGGAAUUACAAUUCCAGAUAUUGUAUUCGUUAUAGACAGUGGCAAAGUAAAGGAAAACUGGUUUGACGAAAAUACUCAAAUGAGUCGUCUUAAGGAAGUUUUUGUUAGUCGGGCAAGUGCUGAUCAAAGAAAAGGUCGAGCCGGUAGGGUUCGUGAAGGAUUUUGCUUCAGAUUAUAUACACAUAUGAGGUAUAACAGUAUGAAACAAUUUACAACUCCAGAGAUUUUACGAGUACCACUGGAAUCUCUCUGUCUGCAUAUCUUAAAAUGCGAGGAAAAGGAUCCCGAGAAAAUAUUAUUGUCAGCUUUAGAUCCUCCAAGACCUGAAGCUAUUAGGAAAUCUCUAUCACUACUACAAGAAAUAGGUGCUGUUGAUUGUAUAAACAUGGUUCUAACGCCGCUUGGUCAUCAUUUAUCAACUCUUCCUGUCCAUGUGAAAUUAGGACGUAUGUUAAUAUUCGCCGCUAUAUUUGGUGUAACAGAGCAAAUAGCCAUAAUAGCCGCCAGUAUGAAUGAAAAAUCACCUUUCUACGUUCCUGUACGAAAGAAAGAAGUUGCUGAAAAUGCAUUAAUGAAUCUAAGCGUUUCAAAUUCGGAUCAAUUGACAAUAUUGAAUGCAUUUACUAAAUGGCAAGAAUCUAGAGCAAAGGGGAGAAACGCUGAAAAACUUUAUUGUGAUAUGAAUUUCAUUAAGAGGAGCACUAUGAUAGAAAUUGAGAACAUCUCAAAGGAGCUAAUGAAAUUAGUAAAUUCAAUUGGCUUCAAUAAUGAUUCUCAAUUGAUCGGGAAUAAACUAACUGCAAAGGACGAAAAUAUGAUUAAGCUUAUUCUAACUGGUGGAAUUUAUCCCAACAUUGGUCAAAUUAGGAAAAUUGAAAGAACUGAAGGUGAUAGAACGCCCCUGACCGAUUGUUUAACGAAUCAAGGAAAAGUGUUAGUUCACCCAUCGUCUGUCAACAAGAACAUUAACAUGGACGGCUUCAUAAUCUAUCACGAAAAAACGAAGGGCGAGAAGAAUACAUUUAUUCGAGGGACAACUUUAAUUGACAACAUCUCACUCUUAAUGUUCGGAGGUGAUAUUCAAGUAUUUCACGCUAAUCAGACUGUAACGGUUGAUGGAUGGAUUAAAUUAAAAGUAAGGACACUGGCAUUUUAA
Molecule: messenger RNA, 3942 nt
Organism: Dimorphilus gyrociliatus
Lineage: Eukaryota; Metazoa; Annelida; Polychaeta; Dinophilidae
Source: the annotation of a GenBank genome assembly